Molecule: messenger RNA, 3031 nt
Organism: Symsagittifera roscoffensis
Lineage: Eukaryota; Metazoa; Xenacoelomorpha; Acoela; Convolutidae
Exons: 4
Coding region: 1224-2429 (401 amino acids)
Biological process (GO): proteolysis
Molecular function (GO): serine-type peptidase activity; feruloyl esterase activity
Source: RefSeq, a predicted model, not a curated record
GUUGACUUAUGAUGAUAAAAGUAGAUUAAUUUAACUGGUACAGCAGUAUAAAACACAUGGUUACAACGGUGACAUAAGCCUUGUCGUUUUCAAUUCCACCUUAUUACACGCAUAAAGUAAGUAUUCAAUCGGAGUAUUUUACCGCCGCUGAUUUAUUUAUUAGUCUAGGCCACCAAAUGAGCGAAGUAUCUUAAGCCCAAACAGAACUCACCCCGGGACUCAAACGCUCCGCCGCUUCUAAAACAAAUAAACAACCCCCAGUCUGCUUUUGAAGAUCAAACUUACACCGUACUUUAGUAUAUUCCAAACUUAGUUCUUCCAUUAACAGCCAGUUAAACAUUACCUCCAUCGUUAAUUGAUAUUUUAUCUUUUAAGUAUUUAUAAAAACGGAUUUAACGCUUAUUGAUACAAUAUUGGAUUAAAAUUCGACAAUGGGCUCUUUUUAGUGAAUAAAGACCUCCUUGAUGGACCUCUUAGUCUUUUGAAUGUUUCUUUGUGCUUGUAGGCUGACCUUCUUAUGAUCCCUUUAUUUUCUUGUCAUUUGAGCCAGGGAUGAUUUAUUGCAAUCACAGUUUGAAACUGAAGCCAGUCCUGCAAUUCACUGAUUGACCGCCAUCAAAAUUGUAUCCAUUUCUUUAUUUUGGAUCAAAUUCAACGGCAGCCUUAAAGUAUAUCUUUAUAACCAAAAAAGGAAACUUUUUCAUUAAAAAAACCACACCAGAAGGGUGGUGCUAUUUGAAAAUUUUAAUUGACAACAAAGGGUUCCCAAAUGUUCCCAUGAGCUUAUUUAGGAAGUAAUUUACAUUGUUGUAUUGACAAACAAUUCAGCUAUUUUACCUCAAAAUCAUAUUCAAACAAAUAUAAAAAAUGUUUUCCGGUGGCUUCAAAUAGAAAAGUUUGACCUGCUGCUGCAGACAUAUUGGGACUUCGUAUCUUUUUUUUGUUCCUCAAAUUUAAAUCCAUACCGACUGUUAAUUUUACCGGAAAAAUUUUUAUAUUCAAGUUGAUUCUUAUCCGAAUUUUGCAGCUUCAUGUACCACAGAAAACUGUUUUUAUUGUUUUCAGGUUUAAUUUACGACACAUAAUUUUUAGAUAAUUUUAUUCCUUAGCUUCCAAUUUUUAGCUAUUUUAAAAUCACCUAUUCCCGAAGCUCACAAUAGGCUGUCAAGCAAAAUAUUAAGUGAAAUUAUUUAGGUCAACUGUCUAACCUUUUUAUUAUCACAAUGAGAAACAGGCUAUCUCUCAUUUACUACUUAUUUGUCUUCGCUAUUUUACUUCAAAUAACUGUUUCCUUACCAUCCGAAAAGGCAAAGCCAAACCCAUCAACAGGCUGUGUGUACAAACAUCUACCCGAUGGUAUGAUGACAGACAAACUUACCAAGCAUACCAUCCUAAUAGACGACCCUAGAUUAAAAUCUGUAGUGACCAGGCACUUCUACAUUCGAGUUCCAGGCACCAACCAAGAUCCUUAUAAAAGAGAUUCAAAUCAUGAGCGGGCUUUGACGUUUUACUUCCAUGGAUACCAGGGUAAUGCUUUGGAUGUGGCAACCAAAUACGAGUACAAUUUGAUGGGUCGUCAAGAAGAUAUGAUAAUGAUCUACCCCGAGGGUCUCUCCGACUUCGUCACAGACGAGGGAGUGGAAUUGUCAGACCUACAAGGCUGGAAUGCAGUGGGUUCUUCUGAUUCUGAUGACCCCAAAUGCAUAGCCGCUUCUGGAUUUUCACAGUGCGGGUUCAAGAGUUGCAAAGAGCUCAACAUAUGCCACUCCUGUGCGUUUGCAAGCUGUAAUAACGACACACUUUUUGUCGAAGAAAUACUGGAUUGGGCCAUCUCUCAUUUAUGCAUCGACCAAUCACGAAUAGUGGCGACCGGUCUGAGCAAUGGUGGCCUCAUGACUUACGAACUGAUUACGAAACGUCCGGAUCCUUUCCAGGCAUUCAUUCCUAUUUAUGGGGUUCCAAUGACAGGCUUCUUGAACUUCUCCAACCCGGAGAUUUUCGGAAAGCCGUUGCUGCACAUUCAUGGACUGAAUGACGAAUGGAUCCCGUUUAACGGGUCUCUGAGCAAUUUCAACGUCUCCUUCGUACCCGCUACAGAUGUCGUAGAAGAGUACGCAAGAGUCCAAGGCUGCAGUUUCAACAGAGAAAUAUGGUCCACCCCUUUCGACACGAUAAACAGCUUCCAGUGCAUCGAAUAUCCGAACUGCCAAACGGGAGCCAAAGUAGUUUUAUGCACUUACUCCGGUGGACACACCUACCCUCCGAUGAUUGAAGAAACCACAUUCUAUUUCCUGAAUCAGAUUUCAGAACAGCCAUGGCGAAAAGAAACAAAGGAUUUCGCUAGUUUUUCGGAUACGUUUGCUGCCUCGUAUAAAACAGAUUUAGCCACAGUUUUGUUCUUUCAGAUGCUCUUCAUAUUCUGCAUGUGAUUUCAUUGCCUGCUAUGUUGCAUUCGCAAAUGAACAUUUAUUCAUAUUGCUUAUGCGUUCUUGAUCCAAUUUAGAAAAAACUGAUGGAAAAUGGAAAACUGAUGGAAAAUGGUGCGAGUGCAAACAUUUAAUAGUGCAAAAAUCCCAUAGUGCAAACAUCCGAACUUACACAAUAGUUGCGUAAUAAUAAGACGUCAUAAUCUCAAAAAUAUGAAAAAAGCUCAGUGGACGUUUUAAUAAAAAUAAUAAUUUGCUUUUAUGCGUUUCGCAGAGGAUCUAUGCAAGACCUUGCAGCCUCUCUAAGCAUAUUCCGUUUCUAUAUAUUUCUCCACACUCCAGACAGUUAAUUUGUUGAGCGGUGCUCUUUUUUAGCCACUCAAUGUCGUUUUUUUUGCGCCUAAAAUUUUCACGUGGUACCACUAUUGCCGCCGAAAUCGGUCAAGCUGUGCUAGAGCUGAAGGUAGAGGUCAAGUGAGAGCUCGUCCUCACGCACUAUCGUUAGUAGUCACACAAUUUCCGUUGGAAAAAACCAUUGCGUUUCGCUUCAAAAAGCCUUUUAAUACAACCUUGAGAAAACUUUCUAUCUACUCUCGUAGCGGAGA